Messenger RNA from Bombus impatiens (common eastern bumble bee), 1310 nucleotides. RefSeq names its product segmentation protein even-skipped. Gene Ontology annotation, cellular component: nucleus. The record is from RefSeq and is a predicted model, not a curated record. NCBI's taxonomy places the organism in Eukaryota, Metazoa, Arthropoda, Insecta, Hymenoptera, Apidae. The coding region runs from base 173 to 1123 and encodes 316 amino acids. Gene Ontology annotation, biological process: regulation of transcription by RNA polymerase II. Gene Ontology annotation, molecular function: DNA-binding transcription factor activity, RNA polymerase II-specific; RNA polymerase II cis-regulatory region sequence-specific DNA binding. The transcript is spliced from 4 exons.
GCAAACUCUUAUAACGCACGUUGGAGUUCCGUUGGGCGGACUAGUUUUAGUCCGUAGUAAACAGCGAAACCUUACUUGUGUGAAACGUGGAAUGAAUCUCCAUCGAUGAAUGUUAGUGGGAAUCAAGUUUGUAACAAAAUAGAUUUUAAGAUAUAACAGUGUGUUGUGUAAAAUGAAACGGGAUCAAAGAGAAGAUGAGACUAUUGUGGUGGAUCUUGUGCCUCCACAGUAUCAGAUAAGCCCUCCACGUAGCCCGUCGCCGAAUAUAUCCAAGACUUCUGAAAAGGAUGCAACGGUAUCUCAACAGCAACCUCUAUCAUCGAUGGACCCGAAUAUUAGAAGAUAUAGGACAGCGUUUACUCGGGAACAACUAUCAAGGCUAGAGAAAGAAUUUCACAGAGAGAAUUACGUUAGCAGACCUAGAAGAUGCGAAUUGGCGGCAGAAUUACAUUUACCGGAAUCGACAAUCAAGGUGUGGUUCCAAAAUCGCCGUAUGAAGGAUAAGCGGCAAAGAAUGGCCAUGGCGUGGCCGUACGCGAUGUACACGGAUCCAACGUUAGCGGCAACCCUCUUGGCGGCAGCAACGGCAAGUUUGCCACCUCCGUACCACGCAGCUCCGAGUCUACCACCUACUCAUCUGGGCCACAGCUACCCAGCAGCGGCAGCUUAUUACGCCACAAGAUAUACGCCGUACACUGCAGCACCUACGGGCGCAUCCUCGCUUCAUCGGCCACAUCCUCGCAACGCGGCUGCGUAUCCGCAUCUCCUGCAGCCUCACCCUUCUCUACAACCCCUACAUCUAUCGAACUUGGGCGUUUCUACAGUGGGAAAUAACGCCUUUCAGGUGAGCAACCCACCCACUAGCGCGUCGACCACUUACAGGCCGACGUUGUUACCCGAGUCCUUGAGUCCAGUUCACUCGGACGCCUCCAGUGACUGCGACUGCGUCGGGGUUCAGCAUCACCAUCCUCAUCAUAACAACAACCAACAACAAAUACUCGAGAAAAGCUCUCCACCCAAUACCAACGAUAGCACCCAACAGCAGAUCAAACUACCCACAGGUAUCGGUACUAGUAUUCAACUACCUCCCAAGCCGCCAUUAUUUCAACCAUAUACAAUGUGAGCUAACAACAAUAGAAACAAUAAAAUAAAUUAGAUUCCGUUUAGGGAAUUAAUUGACUGAGAUUAACGGUGGCACAAUGUAUAUAAACACCGAUUGACGACAAAAUGGUACCUGGUGAGCACGGUACAUCGUGUGAAUGUCUGUAAAAUAAUCUUUGUACAUACGUAGAUAAGUGUAUAAGUGUUGA